Messenger RNA from Procambarus clarkii (red swamp crayfish), 2049 nucleotides. Lineage: Eukaryota; Metazoa; Arthropoda; Malacostraca; Decapoda; Cambaridae. The record is from RefSeq and is a predicted model, not a curated record.
AUGAAUCACCGAGAUAAAUCAUCUGAAUUACAAAAAGACCAGGAUAAAUUAUCUGAAAAACCCUGUAAGGGAGCAUCUGAAGUACAGAAACACAAGAAUAAAUCAUCUGAAAUACAGAAAUCCUGUAAUGGAUCAUCUGAGGUACAGAAACACCUGGAUAAAUCAUCUGAAAUACAGAAACCCAGCAUUGAAGCAUCUGAAAUACAGGAAAACGGAAAUGAAACACCUGGGUAUGAGGUUAGUUCAGAUGGUGAAGUCCUCACAUUAUACCUAUCUUUUCCUCCUAUUCUAACUUGUCACCCAUCGUUGGAGGGUUUGGAGGAGAUUUCUCUAGACGGACAUAACUACCUCCCGGUGGAAGUCAAUGGUAAAUGCUGUAAAAUGUUUGUCGAUUCUGGAACAACAAGCAAUGGUAUUGAACACAGACUCGCACAGAAGCUGGGAUUAGAUAAGAAAGUCGACUCAACCAUUCUCCGUGAUUCUUGGUUUUCGAGUGAAAACAAACACCUCAAAAUAAGGCAAGUAGAAAAUUGUAAAAUUAAAUUACAAAAUGGCAAAGAGCUCGUUGCCACUGUAAAUAUUUUCCCACCAGAAUUGGACAAUUACUUCAUCUCUGAGGACACACCAAUGUUCUUCUUUAGCUUCCCACUGAUGACAGAGAAUCACAUAAUUCAUCAGUUUAAAAGCAAUAAAUCUUCCAUCUUUUUAAAACCUUUGAGAAGAUUUACGAAAAAAGGAUAUGGGUUGAGCAGUUCUCCCUUGCCUUAUCUUAGGAUAAAGUUUCCAUUAUCUGCAAAAGACAAUUAUUGCAGCGAUAAAGUUGUGGUCAAUACUGGCUCCGAUGCUUCAACCAUUUCACAAUUAUUUUUGAAGCACAUCGGCAUGGAAACAUGUCCUCCCAAAAAACUAAGAAUACAUGUGAAGGGUGACCUUUACCUGGAGGAUGACUUGGAGGUGCUGGAGAAUCCAAAGACAGAAAUUCCUCUAACUUUAGGCACAACAACCACCGGGAUAACUCAUCUAGAAUACAGGAAAACUGAAAUACCGAAACGCUGCAAUGAAGAACAGAAGCACUGGAAUAAAUCAUCAUACAGCAAUAUAGCAGCUGAUAUACAAACAUUCUACAGAGGACGCACAGAAUUACGGAACCACCGGGAUAACUCAUCUAGAAAACAGGAAUACUGGAAUAGAAAAACUGAAAUACCGAAACCCUACAAUGAAGAACAGAAGCACUGGAAUAAAUCACCAUACAGCAAUGUAGCAGCUGAUAUUCAAACAUUCUCCAGAGGACGCACUGGAUUACGGAACCACCGGGAUAGAUCAUUUAGAAUACAGGAAUACUGGAAUAGAGAAGCUGAAAUACCGAAACCCUACAAUGAAGAACAGAAGCACUGGAAUAAAUCAUCAUACAGCAAUGUAGCAGCUGAUGUACAAACAUUCUCCAAAGGACGCACUGGAUUACGGAAACACCGGGAUAGAUCAUUUAGAAUACAAGAAUACUGGAAUAAAGAAGCUGAAAUACCGAAACCCUGCAAUGAAGAACAGAAGCACCGGGAUAAAUCAUCAUACAGCAAUGAAGCAGCUGAUAUACAAACAUUCACCAAAAGACGCACUGGAUUACAGAACCACCGGGAUAAAUCAUUUAGAAUACAAGAAUACUGGAAUAGAGAAGCUGAAAUACCGAAACCCAGCAAUGAAGUGCAGAAGCACCGGAAUAAAUCAUCUGAAAUACAGAAAUUCUGUAACGAAAAUUCUAGAGAACAGAAAAACCGGGAUAAGUUAUCUGAUAUACAGAAAUACCGAGAUAAAUCAUCUGAAAUACAGAAAAAAUUCAAUAAACCAUCUGAAAUACAGAAAAAAUUCAAUAAAUCAUCUGAAAUACAGAAAUCCUGCAAUGAAGUAUACAUACUCCUGGAUAAAUCAUCUGAAUUACAGAAACAAAGGGAUAAAUCAUCUGAAUUACAGAAACAAAAGGAUAAAUCAUCUGAGGUAAUGAAUCACCGAGAUAAAUCAUCUGAAUUACAAAAAGACCAGGAUAAAUUAUCUGAA